CCUCACCCGUUCUGUCGCCCAAGCCCACCGAAGAUCCCCAACUGCCUGCCUACUUUGGUCCGCUCGAGACUCAACACCUUUGGCCUGCUCGCCAGCUUUUCCUUAACCCAUCAUCCACCAAUUUAUCCUCUCCUCUAUCAAUCACAUAUCCUCCUCUGUUCCCUCUCCCCUUCACCCUCUAGGCACCCCCCAGCCUAGUUGUCCCGGCAUUUGAGAGAGGAAGAGUGGGAAGUCGGAAAAUAUUCGAGGAUUUGGCAUCUCGACCAAUUCAUCGGUCACCGAUUAGCGAGCAUACCCGGAACAGCGUGGGAUAUUUCUCAGCAACAAAGAAAACCGGGAAGGAUUAGAUUCUCGCAACACGAAGCAUUGUCACGACACUGACCUUGUUCCUCUUGCACUGUUCACCUCCUUGUGUGCAAGCGACGAAAAGACGAGUGAUCGCUGUACGGUCGAUCUCUGAUCCCGUGGCGUGACUGGGCUUUUUCUCCUGCACCUUGCAAAAGUAACAGCCCAAACCACCUCGACAGGCUGCGUUCGGCACUGGUACGGGCUCUUCGUUCCUGCUCCUUUUAUUUUUCACCAGCCUCCUCGAGCAACCCUCCUUCAGCCCUCCUCGGGCUGCUCUUGAUGAGCCUCGUAGCGUGCUCUAAUUUGCAGCUCCCGGUUCAGGUUUAACAACCUCACAACCGACCGAAUGCCUUACACACCACCUGCUCAGCAGUCACCGGCAUCCUCCAAACAAUCCAGUCCUACUCCGAGCAGGUCUCACUCAUACAUCAAAGGACAAUUCCUCUCUCCGGAGCUGCCGGCUUCAUCCGGUCGUCCCAACCUUCCUCGAUCCAGCGGGUCAUCUUCCUACCUCACGAAACAUCGACGGAGUCCUUCGUUGAAUGAAGCAAGAAAUGACAUUGUUUACAACGGUGAGGCGUACCAAGAGAACGGGAUUCUGGAUCCCUAUGGUAGCAUCCGGCAGUCGCCUCCGCCGGUGAGCAAUUCAUUGAUACCCGCAGGAAUGACAAUCUCUCCUCCCGAUUCCUCCCACAACUCUAGCGACGAUGAAGAAUCUCAGAUCAGAGGUCGAACGAGGGAUCUCGAGCUGGACAAUCUCGAGGCACUGCAAGCAGCCAUCAGGUCAAUAGAACAAAGAAAAUCAGGCUCACCUACUCGUGGGUCUGCCAACGACACAACCACCAAAAUGGACUCUGCUGCACCUGAAGAGGAUGCGCCAGCUUCUUCGGAUAAUUCAACAUCACAACGGCCUCCGCUGUCUCAAGAGGCCAGGAAGAUCUCUCACUCUCGAUCGUCCACAGACUCGAACAUAGUGUUUGAGCCUCCCAACCCACAGACCCUGCCUAUCCUCUCUCGGCCAGAUACCGAUGACAGUGAUAGUGACGGCCCUCCAUCCGACCGCCCUCCGAUGGUUCGAAAGAAAUCUGGCGAACUGGUUCGCCCAGCUCUACGACCAUCGUCCAGACGGCGGCCUUCAAGUAUGCCGGGGACCCCGACCUACUCCAAGGCUGUCCACUUUGACUCCCACCUUGAACAUGUCCGACACUUUCUCCAGGUUGAUAGACCACUUGCCGUCAGUGCAGGUUCCUCACCUGUCGAGAACUACGAGAGCGAAUCCGAGUUCCCUUUCGGCUCUGACGAGUCCAGCGCUCGACCUCGUUCAAACGUUCCUGAAUGGGAUCUGGUCCUUCGAAAUUUCGACGAAACCAAUAUCUCAAAGCAGAAUCAGGUCGUCUGCGUUGAACGCAUCUUCCUGUCCUCCGACAACAAGAAUCUCGUCGGGACUGUUGCGGUCCAGAAUCUUGCGUUCCAGAAACAGGUUGUCGCUCGAUUCACCUUCGACUAUUGGAAAACCACAUCCGAAGUCGUUGCCGACUUCAACACCGAUGUCCGUCGGAAGCCAAACCACGAUGGCCUUGACCGGUUCAACUUUAGCAUCAGGCUUAUUGACCAAGCCAAUCUAGAGAAUCGAACUCUCUUCUUCUGUGUUCGCUAUACUGUCAAUGGCCAAGACUUCUGGGACAACAACAAUAAUCUCAACUAUCAGGUUGACUUUGCCAGGAAGUCGAAAGCCCAACAUGGUAAAGAUGGCAUGCCUGGACUUGGUGCGAGGCCAGUGACUGCGCUGCCUCGGACUCGACAAUCCCCACCUACCUCAUCCGGACGACCAAAGAGCUUGCCAUCAUCGUUUGACGAUUUUGCGACCGGCUUCGACAAUUUCGGCUUCCCAUCAGCGGGUGCUCUGAUGGGUGAGCCCAAGCUCAAGCUUAGAAGUCCACGAUCGAAAACCGAACUGAUUUCUGAUCCUCCAUCGCGCCGGAAAGCCAGUGCUGGGCAAGCAUUUGGAAAUAGAUAUGACUUCAACUCGUCGUUGAACGCUGCCAAAAGUUCCGCCUUUGCCGCCUUGGGUGACUAUUCUGGCUUGACGACUUCGAGGGCAGAUACAAAGCGGUCUUCUUCCCACGAAGUUCCUGCGAGCACUCCUGCGAAGAGCGUCGCCAUUGCUCCACCCAAGCAUGACAUUGGCGUCAAUGGUUCAAUCACUGGAGCUCCUUCCAAUGCUCCAGCUGUUGCUCCUAUGACAUCGAAGCCGGCUGCUCUGGUGUCAGAGAAACCAUCGCUUACCUCUGAAUCCUAUCAGGACCUCGCGAUGAAGGAACUCGUGGAGAAGAAAUUCUGCUUUGUAGGUGCCCCGAAAAUGAGCCAAGGGGAGGGCGCCGAAGUCAAGACACAUUGAGUGCUAAUUCAUGUUGCAGUUUGGGACAAUCGCUGCAAAUAAGCAGGUUGAUCCACUCAAGGCUGCUGCUCUGAGUAUGGUCGAUGGUGCUGCUGACUAUACGUCUGCGUCGGAUGUGAGUGCUGAGGAUACUCCUCAAUCCACGAAUUCAUCUGGGUCUUCCACUCCCACACCGCCCCGGAGUAUGUCGCCGACUCCUUCAUCUCAGUCAGCCAAAAGGACUGGCUCCUACCUUGGUCGAGCACCCUCGCCAAUGGCACGAUCGGGCUCAUAUUUCGGCUCUCGGUCUCAAUCGCCAGUCCUCUUCGGAUAUCCUUAUCAUUCAUCAUCACAACAUAGCCUGAUGAGUGAAACGCCAACCCCAACGGCGAUUCGAGGCUAGCUAUCGCUUCAGCCAGCUGCGCAGCUCCUCGCCGAGUUGACUUGCACAUAUUUGCAUUCACUGAUGCCGUCCGAUGCUUCUCAUGGUCAACAAAGCUCACAGUAAUUCGGAUGUAUGCCUAUUGGAGAGGUGCAUCAUGAGAGCCAAUGGCCCAGCAUCAUGGGUGCAGGCGGUUCGAACAUGUGAUUUUGUCUGCUGUUCUUUUAGCGCUCAGACAAUACGUUCUUGCGUCAUUUUCCAGCAUUGUCAGGUUUCAAACGGCAAUUCUCUUUAACACCACAGCAGCCUCCGUUGUCUCGUGCUCAAGAGGUCAGAAAAGUCCUUUUCUGUUUGGUGUCCGGGGUUUGGGGUUCUUUGGGUUUUUUUGGUGGCUUGGCCUCGACCACUUAAUGUUUCGUGCAUGGGGCAUGACGAACAGCCAGAAGUUUGGUCGUCGGGUGAUGUACUGUGCUUUGCGACUUGUGUGCAAAGGAAUUAGACGGCAGCGUUGAUAUGAGCUGAUGAAAUAAUGCUCAGACUCGGCGGCGUGUUUUGUGAUGUGUACCGGCAGGACGUGAUUGAGAAGCAGGAGGAGCGUGCAGUUUUAGUAUUCUUAAAAAAUCUCUUGCCGCUGACCAUGGUCCAUGAAAAUUGUC
Exophiala xenobiotica is the source of this 3763-nucleotide messenger RNA. RefSeq lists its product as hypothetical. The transcript has 2 exons. Gene Ontology annotation, molecular function: protein phosphatase 1 binding; glycogen binding. The record is from RefSeq and is a predicted model, not a curated record. Gene Ontology annotation, biological process: regulation of glycogen biosynthetic process. Lineage: Eukaryota; Fungi; Ascomycota; Eurotiomycetes; Chaetothyriales; Herpotrichiellaceae. Bases 695 to 2746 code for a protein of 683 amino acids. Gene Ontology annotation, cellular component: protein phosphatase type 1 complex.